AUGCCAGGGGUUUCUGAAGUCACGAAGAAACUCUCCCUGCUCUAUCCAUGGGUGUUGAGCCCAUUUAUUGUAAGCGCUCCGAUGCGCGUCAUGUCCGGUCCGGCGUUGGCAGUCGCAGUUUCUCGCGCUGGCGGGUUGGGGUUUAUAGGACCGGGCGUUAAAACGCGGGAUAUGCUGGCGGAUCUGGAAGAGGCGACGGCACUAGUCGGGAAACUGCGGACAUCUUCAUCUAAUUUCCAUGCCCUGUUGCCCGCCGAGUGUCCGCUUCCCGUCGGCGUGGGUUUCCAACUCUGGAGUGAUAACCUGGAGGUUGCGGUAGCAGCAGUUGAGAAAUUCAGGCCUUGUGCUGCUUGGCUCUACGCCCCGCGAAAUGGUCAGAGAGAUUUCGAUGCUUGGUCUCUUCGAAUCCGCAGCGCCUCACCACGUAUCCAAAUCUGGAUUCAAAUAGGAACCCUGGCGGAAGCGAAGGAGCUUGUCCAGAGUUCCGUGCGGCCAGAUGUGAUUGUUAUUCAAGGGACGGACGCUGGAGGCCACGGCCGCGCCAAGGAUGGACUUGGACUAUUAUCGCUCUUCCCAGAGGUGGCCGAUGCACUCGCAGGAAGCCAGAUCCCGCUUUUUGCCGCUGGAGGGAUCGCUGAUGCGCGGGGAGUGUUGGCGGCAAUGUGCCUGGGUGCCUCCGGCGUGGUGAUGGGGACGCGCUUUCUCGUAUCCCAUGAAGCGCGCAUUAACCCCGGGUAUCAACGUGAAAUCGUGCGAGCCAGGGACGGCGCGGUUACGACCGCACGAACAUUGCUUUAUAACAAACUCCGCGGCACCAAAGGAUGGCCAGAAGAGUAUAGUCCGCGUACUAUCAUUAACAAGUCUUUUAUCGAGUACCAGGCGGGUAGGCCCUUUGAAGAACUGAAGAAGCUGCAUGAUGAAGCUCUUAAGGCCGGUGAUAGUGGUUGGGGACCGGAGGGACGGCUUGCCACCUAUGCAGGAGCUUCCAUCGGGUUGAUCCACGAAAUAAAGGAUGCUGCGGCGAUCAUUCGUGAUGUCCGUGAGGGGGUGCUACUGAGUCUUCCAUCCUUGCGGGGGCAUUAA
Molecule: messenger RNA, 1083 nt
Organism: Aspergillus lentulus
Lineage: Eukaryota; Fungi; Ascomycota; Eurotiomycetes; Eurotiales; Aspergillaceae
Product: nitronate monooxygenase
Molecular function (GO): nitronate monooxygenase activity
Source: RefSeq, a predicted model, not a curated record